UAUAUUGCUCAGGAACGGUCACUCUAGAGAGCCGGCGUAAACAAAGCGAUACAAUUUGGUUAAAUUAAUUAAAUUAGCUAAAAAUAUGAAACAAAAGGAUCUGAAACGCGCUUACAACAAUGUCCUAGCACAGGCUAUAUCCGGCUCUAAACAGUACCUAUUUGCGGGAAAUCUCUUUGGCGACAUUUUCGUACUUAGAAUAAAAGAACUGGACAAGGGUUCCGAGGAGCCACCUGGCAAACUGAAGAUCUUCCCGCAGGGCAGCGAUGUGGACAUCAAUUACCUGGCCUUCCAUCGCGAUUUCUUGAUAGUUGGUGCAGUGGGUCUUAUUUACGGAUUGGAAUGGAACGAGGAGGAGGAAUCUCUGGCCACCAAACGGUCCUGGGAGGUAAAGAUACCCAUGCAAGUGGAUGCCGUCGAAGUGCCGGAUGUGAACUCCAUGUGGCUGGACUCGGAAAAUAGCAUCCUGUUUGCUGGCUGUGGCGACGGAGUGAUCUACCAAGUGAGUUUGGAGGACGGACGAAUUCAGCGCGAGUACCGCGGACACACAGACUACGUGCACAGUGUGGUGGGCAAUGCCAACGGACAGAUCUUCUCUGGCGCCGAGGAUGGCACUGUGCGAGUGUGGAGCACCAAGCAGCAGCAGCACACUUCAAUGCUGGAGCCUUACAAGAACCCAAAUCUGUUACGUCCGGAUUGGGGCAAAUGGAUAGGAGCAGUGGCUGUCAACGAGGAUUGGCUGCUCUGCGGUGGUGGACCCAAAGCUUCAAUUUUCCACCUGCGUUCCAUGGAAAGCACAUGUGUCUUUAGCUUCCCCGGACGCGUGCAUCUAUGUGACUUUGUGGACGAUUGUGUCUUAAUCGGUGGAGAGCACAAUCAUGUGCAAUCCUACACUCUAAAUGGAGUACUGCAAGCCAAUAUUCCCGUGGAGCACACUGCCUGCUACUCUGCUGUUUGGCAAACAUCGCCCAUUAAAUUCAUUUCCAUUGCUGGUUUCAGCAACAAGUUGCAUAUCCUCAAGGAUUUUCGCUUCCUCGACAGCAAGAUUGAGAUGUAUGGGAAUGUGGAGGGCGAGGAAAACGACCCAGAAGAAGAAGACGAACUUAUUGAAAAACCUCUGACAGUUGAGGCGGCAUAAAGGGAAACCGAGCAUAUUCCUCGUUUUUACAAGCGUUUCGUGAAAUACGCAGCACUUGAUAUUCCUUGCUGUUCACAUUAUUUUGGAAAUUACAUUCUCCAAAUGUUAAUGUUCCCUUAUCGUUGAGUGCGAAAUCCUCCAGCAUACCUAUAAACUUUUUUGAAAUAACUUCUUCAUCCGGACGAAUGCCGGUACGGUAUGCAGCUGUAUUGAAAAUCAAGAAAAAGUCAUCUCCGUGGACAGUACCUUUAAUAAUAAGAAAGCUAGAGCUUUAAGUAUUUGAAACGCAAGUAUGUACCCACCAAAAUGUACAUCUGUUCGAUUGGAAAGCAAUUGACCCACUCCGGAAUCGGUAGGAUUAUCGUAGACAAAAGAAUAAACCGGACUUUUGCCAUACUUUCGGUGAAGAUCUAUUGCACUUGGCACGCUAUUCUUGAAAAGAACAUCAGUAAACAUUCGCUGCACGUUCCAAUAACUUUCCACACUGAAUCGCCGAUCUGCUAGAUACUGCUGCCUGAGAUCAAAUGAAAGAUCAUCCAUAUCUUUGAUGGUUUUCUUGGCGUCCCGAUAGAAGAGCAAGUAUGGUGCCCAAUCAAACCAUCGAUCAUUGAGUAGGUCAAUCCAACUCUCGCCAGUUAAUUUGUUUCUUUCCAACAGCUGAGCAGCGUUGUAUCCCCCGUCCUCAGUGGUGUACGUCACAGCCCAAGGGACUUGGGCAAACUUCCCGCUCUUAAUCACUGCUCUUGGGUCCUCGGUUAGAAAGGCGUCUGGUGCAUCUGACGGCUCCACAACAGGUCCAAAAGCACUGAAGGGUACAUAGGAAAACACAAGGAAGCUUCGGACAGCAGAGACUAUAUCGCUAGCCGGCUUAGACUUCAAGCAGUCCUUGAGUUCUGCGGAGACAUUUGUGUGUCCACAACCGACAAUACGACCCAGUUCAAAUGCACGUCGUCGUCCACCCUGCUGUAUGACCCAAGGAUCCAAUGCAUUGCCGCUCACCGAAAUCGCUCCUUUGGCCAAAUGUUUGAAAUCCUCGUGCAACAGCUGCAAAUGAGCCGAAGCACCGCCUGCAGAGUGACCAAUGAGCACAAUAUUAUCUGGCAUUCCACCAAAGUGAGCAAUGUUCUUCUUGAUCCAUUGUAGGGCCAGACGUUGAUCCUUUAGACCAUAGUUUCCCGGCAAGUGUCUAUCGCCGGUACUUGCAAAACCCAAUGGUCCAAGACCAAAACUUAUUUUUACCACAAGCAAAGUUCCCUCACGCAUAAUGGAGUCGUGUCCAUAUAUGGAUCCACUACCGAACAUGAAAGCACCUCCAUGCAGGAGUACUACGACAGGAAAGCUGCUCCGAUUGGGUUUCUUUGGCUUAUAGAUGCUUACCGUUAAGCAAUCCUCAUCACCCAUCAGCUUAUUGUUUUCGUUUAUAAACUGAUUCCACUGCAUGCACUCAACUGGAGACUGCGUGGCAUUGAAAACAUCAGUCCAAUGAUGACUAUACGGCUGAGGUGCUUCAAAACGGAGGGCACCAGUUGGAUGCUCGGCAUUGGGAAUCGAUUCGUAGCUGUAGUACAACCCAUUAUCUUUGCCACGGAUUUUUCCAUUUGUUAUCUCAACAAUCAAGGGAUCAGCUUCAGAUUCUAAAGCUGCUAUCCACAGCAAAGUCAGGCACAACAGCCGUUUGAAUAUACUCAUGAUCUGGAACUCCACAAAGUACUAAUCAAACUGCGGGUAAAC
Molecule: messenger RNA, 2869 nt
Organism: Drosophila melanogaster (fruit fly)
Lineage: Eukaryota; Metazoa; Arthropoda; Insecta; Diptera; Drosophilidae
Gene: thoc6
Product: thoc6
Exons: 3
Coding region: 86-1138 (350 amino acids)
Source: RefSeq, marked reviewed